Mesorhabditis spiculigera is the source of this 234-nucleotide messenger RNA. NCBI's taxonomy places the organism in Eukaryota, Metazoa, Nematoda, Chromadorea, Rhabditida, Rhabditidae. The record is from the annotation of a GenBank genome assembly.
AUGCGGAUAGACAGAAGCUACGAAGCCGUCGGGAUUUUAUCGGCUGCCGGAGGGACAGCGACUGAAGAAUGCGUAUGGUACAGCCACACGUCACGUCAGUGCGAGGCGAGAGGCCGAAAACGUCGCGACACCGUCGAAUGCGUUGUUGACGACGACUGUGAUAGCGCCCCGGCAAAAUGUAUCAAGUUUAGCGACGGUGACGGCGGUGAAUCGGCCCGAUGUGUGGUGGUCGUU